AGAGCCGGCAAGCUUUACAGGUUGUGGAAAAGACUGGAGCAUGGUUCCGGGAGUGCAUAUAGCGGCUUCGCCUGGCUGGCCCGAUGACACGGCGCUGUCCGAUCUGCGCCGCAAGACCGCCCGUUCCCGUGUGUCCGUGUCUCGCGCUAGCGGCCGACACACUCUUUUACCCAAAAACAGCACUUUUUUGCCGUUUUUCGCCUGGGCUCCAGGACGACCCCCAGGCGGGUGUACGGGUGCGUGUGCACACGCGGGCGUGUUUCGCCUCCGCUGCCCUGCUAUCCGCAGGAACGCCCAAAUAGACAUCAAGGCGUACAUCCAGUGUAUUUGAAACGUCCAAGCCCCACACAAUUCCACCGUCUCCCCGCUUUUUUUUCUCGCAGGCCUUACGCAGAUGGCCGUCAGGAAACCACUCACCAAGUUCACGACGCCGUUCGGGUCCGGCGCCGGCGUGGCCAAGGAGAACCGCCCGCCCAAAAUCAAGGACUCCGAGACGCGUCUAGCAAAGCCUUUCCGGGUGCCCUUCGCCAACAAGUCCGGCGGCUCUCUCAACCAAAACGUUCCGCUGCGGCUCCCCGACCGCAAGGCCAAAAACGGCGCCAAAAACUACGCAGACGGCGACGUGCCAGAGGGCCCUGGCCCUGGCAGAAGCGAGGAGUACAAUGUCGAUGAGAACGGCGAGCCCGUCCGGCCCAAGAAACGCGGCGCCCUCAUGCCCCGGGCACGGCUACAAGGCAACGCGCUUGUCCAUACGGAAACCGCGUUCCGGCGGCUGUUUGCCGUGCCGUUUGCCAGGACCGAAUCCAACAGGGACCUCGUGGCCAAUGCCUUGCCGCCACCGCCGUUGGGCACGCGGCGCAAAGUCGUGUUGCCGCCCCGUGCGCUCCACGACCCCACGAGCGAGUUUGCCAUAGUCCUCUACGACCCCACCGUCGACGUGUUCCCCGUGGCAGAAGACGACGACGUGUCCAACGCCUCGUGCUCCUCCAUUCUGUCCUCGGAGCCGCGCGAGCCCACCGUGAUCCGGCUGUCUUCGUCGGAGCCGGAGGCACUCGAUGCCGAGGAGCCGCCCGCCAAAAAACGGCGCCCGCAGAAGUCGCUCGCGGAGAUUUUGGGCAUCUGCAAGAACCCCGAUGCUGCCAUCAAGUACCCGGACGUGCCCGUGGUCAUCGACCCGCGGCUCGCCAAGAUCCUCCGGCCCCACCAGAUCGAGGGCGUCAAGUUUCUCUACCGGUGCACGGCCGGCCUCAAGGACCCGCGGGCGAAGGGGUGCAUCAUGGCCGACGAAAUGGGGCUCGGCAAAACGCUCCAGUGCUUGGCGCUCAUGUGGACGCUUUUGCGGCAGGGCCCGCGCGGCAAGAAGACCAUCGAGAAGUGCAUCAUUGUGUGCCCGUCGUCGCUCGUGCGGAACUGGGCCAACGAGAUCAUCAAGUGGUUGGGCGAGGGCGUGCUCACGCCGUUGGCGGUCGACGGAAAAAGCACCAAGGCUGCUGACUUGGGCCAGGCGCUCCAGCAGUGGUCGGUGGCGUCGGGCCGCAACAUCGUGCGGCCCGUGUUGAUCAUUUCCUACGAGACUUUGCGCAGAAACGUGGACAAGCUAGCGGGCACCGAGGUCGGGCUCAUGCUAGCGGACGAGGGCCACCGCUUGAAGAACGGCGACUCGCUCACAUUCACGGCGCUCAACGCGCUCCGCUGCGAGCGGCGCGUGAUAUUGAGCGGCACGCCCAUCCAGAACGAUUUGUCCGAGUACUUCUCGCUUCUCAACUUCGCCAACCCAGGCUACCUCGGAACCAGGAACGACUUCCGCAAGCACUACGAGAACUCGAUUUUGAAGGGCAGGGAUGCUGACGCGUCCGACACCGAGGUGAAGAAGGGCCAGGAGAAGUUGACCGAGUUGUCGCAGAUGGUCUCCAAGUUCAUCAUCAGGCGCACCAACGACAUCCUCUCCAAGUACUUGCCCGUCAAGUACGAGUACGUAGUGUACGUCGGGCUCACGGACUUCCAGAGGGCUGUCUACGAGCACUUCAUCACCUCGGACGCCAACAAGAAAGUCAUCAGCUCCCAGCCUUUGAAGGCAAUUGACACGUUGAAGAAGUUGUGCACGCAUCCUGACCUUUUGAAAUUGCCACAGGAAGUGGAUGGGAGUCACAAGCUCAUCCCGGACGAGUACGAGUCGCUGGAUCUUGGCGGCCGUGGCCGCGAGAUCCAGACCUGGUACGGGGCCAAGUUCUCUGUGCUCGAGCGUUUCUUGCACAAGAUCCACCUUGAGACAAACGACAAAAUCGUGGUCAUUUCGAACUACACACGAACGCUUGAUUUGAUUGAGCGGAUGUGCCGCUAUAAGCGAUUUGGCUCCCUUCGUCUUGAUGGCACGAUGGGCAUCAACAAGAGACAGAAAAUCGUCGACAAGUUCAACGACCCCAAUGGCCCAGAGUUCAUCUUUUUGUUGUCCUCCAAAGCAGGCGGGUGUGGUAUCAACUUGAUUGGUGCCAACCGGUUGGUCUUGAUGGACCCUGAUUGGAACCCUGCAUCGGACCAGCAAGCGUUGGCAAGAGUGUGGAGAGACGGGCAGAAAAAAGACUGCUUCAUUUACAGAUUCAUCUGCACUGGCUCCAUCGAAGAAAAGAUAUUCCAAAGACAAUCCAUGAAGCUCUCGUUGUCGUCGUGUGUUGUGGAUGAGAAGGAGGACGUGGAGCGUAUAUUCAGUGGUGACAUGUUGCGCCUUCUUUUCCAAUACCGACUGGACACAGAAUGUGACACACAUGAUACCUAUAAUUGCAGGCGGUGCUCUCGAGAAAAGGGCCAGCUCGUCAAGUCACCGGCAAUGUUGUACGGAGACGCUACGACAUGGAAUCAUUUAAACCACAAGGCUUUGUGUAACAACGAGGAUAUCCUCUUGCGAAACGAGAGCGAGUUCAACGAUGUUUCGUUUGCAUUUCAGUACAUCUCACACUAGUGACAUGUAUU
Messenger RNA from Metschnikowia bicuspidata var. bicuspidata NRRL YB-4993, 2967 nucleotides. It is a transcript of the gene RAD54, whose product is annotated as DNA-dependent ATPase. Gene Ontology annotation, biological process: double-strand break repair via synthesis-dependent strand annealing; reciprocal meiotic recombination. The transcript has a single exon. Gene Ontology annotation, molecular function: ATP-dependent chromatin remodeler activity; hydrolase activity, acting on acid anhydrides; ATP binding. NCBI's taxonomy places the organism in Eukaryota, Fungi, Ascomycota, Pichiomycetes, Serinales, Metschnikowiaceae. The coding region runs from base 395 to 2956 and encodes 853 amino acids. Gene Ontology annotation, cellular component: nucleus. The record is from RefSeq and is a predicted model, not a curated record.